Aplosporella prunicola CBS 121167 is the source of this 2235-nucleotide messenger RNA. RefSeq lists its product as uncharacterized. The coding region runs from base 1 to 2235 and encodes 744 amino acids. The record is from RefSeq and is a predicted model, not a curated record. The transcript is spliced from 2 exons. Lineage: Eukaryota; Fungi; Ascomycota; Dothideomycetes; Botryosphaeriales; Aplosporellaceae.
AUGGCGACCCCGCUCCACGACACCAACCCAGGUACCGUCCAGCGCUCGCCCUGGAAGGCUGAAGCCAUCCGUCGCGGCCGCUUGAGGAUCAGCGGCCCGCUGCCCGUCGCCGACUCCGCCGACCGUCCCGCCUCCAAGCGCCACGCCACGCCUACCGAGGACACCGGCUUCGCCACGAGCAGAACUCCCGAGCUGCCCGAAAUCGACGAGGAAGAUGCUAAGCCCAUCCGUCACAAGCGCUCCUCCACCGCUUUGGCCGAGUCGAACCGCCCCGACUACCACAACCACAAGCCCGUCGGCACCUCAUUGGCCUCGAGACCGAGCAAGCGCCAAAAGCGCGGCUCGCUCAGAGCCACGCUGAAGAAGAUUUUCAGCAAGAAGAGCAGUAGAGAUGACACGAGCAGCAUCUUGCCAACGCCGCAUGAGCACCACCACAGCGAACCUGUGGUGGUAGACAGGUCAUCGCCGCAGAGACCCUUGACUCCGCCCAAGUCCGAAACCCCCAAAUCCUCCCACUCGAACGAGCUUUCCUUCCCUGUACAAACAAUUCGGCCCCGCGAUCCCCUGGGCUCGCACCUCCCGUUCCCAAUGAAUGUCAAUGCACCGCCGCAAGACGAUGGUGCCGAUCACGAAUAUAUCAUGUUUAACCGCCCGGCGCUGGCUCACCGACGGCGCGCUACGCUGCCCAGCUUGAUUUUCUCAGCAAAUGACGUCGCUUCGAUGUCCGCCAUAUGGAGCGAGACCGGAACGCGGGUAACGGCCACGGAUGACCAAAGCCUAGUGCACGAAAACGAAAUCGGUGUUGCCGUAACAAGCAUGCACCAGCAACCGCGCAGAAAAUCCAAUCGUCGAUCAAGAAGUGCUGGCGCACUGGAGGAGUUGAGAAGAGCGCAGGAGCGGGCAUCCUCGUUGAGAGCGAGUGUGGAAGGCACUUUUUGGCGGCAAAGCGGAGAUACACAAGAAGACCCUGAUCCGCACGAUCCGCACGAUCCUUUCCUCCACCACUCCGUGACUGAACAAUUAUUGAAUGGUGAAGAGGAGGGCGCAGCGGAAACCAUGGCGCGCAGUCGCGAUCACAGCAACGAGACGGUGACAGCGAGGAGACGCCAUCCCUCCCCACGCGAAGGGGAGUCCCAGGGAUUUGUUUUUGGGCCUUUUACGGGUGGAGCCGACAGUCCUGCAGCGCUUGAAGCUGCUGGCGAGCCGGUCGAACCGCCACUCAUCACGCUGGAUGAGCGUAUGGAGCGCCUCGAAAGCAACAUGCGCUACUUUGACCAGUCGCUCCGCCGCCUGUUGAACGGCAACAACAUCCGCCAAUCCGUCAUUCUUGAAAAGGCGCCCAAGGGACGACGCGAUCCAUCUCCUGAUCGCACCGGUUCUGCGCACUCCUCUGUCCGCUCGCAGCCCUCUCUCCGCCGUCCGUCGGCUCCUUUUACUGAGGCUACGACGGUCCAGGCCUCUGAACCCGUUUCCGCAUCCUCGUCGCCCGCAUACCCGCCCACAUCCUACCCAGCUUUCAAAAGCAGAGGGAAGACGGACAAGACACCGCCUUUCACUUUCCCCUAUCCAUACAACGAACCGCCAUGUCCUCUACGCCAAUCCUCCCGCAAGACCUCCAUGCCCAACCUCGUCAACUCUCCGAGCAUGACAACCAUGUCCAGCGCUCCAACCAUGGUUGCCACCGCCACCGCGACUACUGGGAUUUACGCUGGGCCUGGUACGCCCAUGACACUGGGCAACACUGACCGCCUCACGACGCUGUACACACUGCUCUACCAGGAACGCUCUGCGCGCAAAGAUCUCGAGGCGCAAGUGCAAACGCUGCAGGCUGAAAUGGACGACCUACGCAUCUUCGUCGGGAACAACACCCGCGUCAGGGGCGCGACAGCGUACCCGACGCCGAGCCCCGAUCAGCUGCUGCGGUGCGAAUACGAUGCGCCCAACGAUGUGCGCAAGAGCCAUUUCAGUGUCGAGAGCGGCGAAGAAGAGGAAGAGAAGGAAGGCGAAGACGAAGAUGAGGAGCGCGGACGCGUGCGCAGCGCAGACAAGGGCCCCAGCCCGCUCCAGGACGAAGAUUCGAGCGGACCAGACGCGUGGCAAACGCCGUACGAGACGCCACGGCGGCACGAGAGCCCGGAAGCGUACAACUACGAGCUUGCGGCUGCCGACAUGCCCGCGAUUCCGGUCAGGGAGCCCGUCGCCGGCGGCGCGCAGUGCGCGGUCAACGCGCUCUGA